Molecule: messenger RNA, 216 nt
Organism: Opisthorchis viverrini
Lineage: Eukaryota; Metazoa; Platyhelminthes; Trematoda; Opisthorchiida; Opisthorchiidae
Exons: 1
Molecular function (GO): protein binding
Source: RefSeq, a predicted model, not a curated record
GUUAGGACACUGGUGAAUGUUUUGGACGAUAAUGGUCUAAGCCCACUGUAUUUGUCUUUGAAGUUCAAGCAGUUUGAUCUGGCCGAGUACCUGUUACAGAACGGUGCACUGCUGGAUCUGAUAAUCGGGGAAAAUGAACGGAUGCCAACUGCGCAUUACGCUCUGAUGCACAAUGAACUCGAAGCAGUCCAGUUCCUGAUCGGUCAUGGGUUUCAA